CUAUCGUGAGUUUCAACUCUGCAGCAUGACGACUGUCUGAGGAAUUCGGGCAGCCUCUAAUGACUUGUGGUUUUCAGUCAUUCACAAAGGAUGUGGUCGUUGAGAAGGGAGGAGAGAUGACCUGAAGGACUUACUUUCUUGAUUUUGUAAGAGUCUGGAUAUCUAUAAAAACCCUCCUUCGUCCCUCCUCAUCAGUCCAUCUUCAGCACUCACAAUUACAUUCUUCCAUCACAACAAUCAAACAAUCCCUCAACUCAAGAUCUUUCAGAUCCCCCAAACCAAACCAUCAACAUGAAGGCCUCACUCAUCCUCGCUCUUCCCGCCCUUGCCGUUGCGGCUGCUACCCCUCAUCAGGUUGAGGAGCGACAGCUCCCAACCCUCUUCGAUCCUGCCUGUCUUCUCCAGAUCACUGGCAUCACCCAAUGCCUCCCCAACCUCAGCCUCGACAGCAUUAUUGGAAUUGUCGACGUCAUCGGCUGCCCUCUUCGACUUGCUGGCCAGAUCGCUGCCUGCCUCGACGUUCCCGGUACCAAGUAAACGGACUCACAAACAAUCAUUCACUUCUUGGAGGAUGGGUUGACUAUUAUGUCAUGGAUAGGAAAAAAAGGCCUCGCCCAGAAUCAGAUUCUUGAAUUGACAAUACCUAUUGAGGCACA
Fusarium odoratissimum NRRL 54006 is the source of this 656-nucleotide messenger RNA. RefSeq lists its product as uncharacterized. The record is from RefSeq and is a predicted model, not a curated record. Bases 292 to 537 code for a protein of 81 amino acids. Lineage: Eukaryota; Fungi; Ascomycota; Sordariomycetes; Hypocreales; Nectriaceae. The transcript has 2 exons.